Lolium rigidum is the source of this 1574-nucleotide messenger RNA. Its product is annotated as stearoyl-[acyl-carrier-protein] 9-desaturase 2, chloroplastic. The coding region runs from base 22 to 1209 and encodes 395 amino acids. Gene Ontology annotation, molecular function: stearoyl-[ACP] desaturase activity. The transcript is spliced from 3 exons. The record is from RefSeq and is a predicted model, not a curated record. Gene Ontology annotation, biological process: fatty acid metabolic process. Lineage: Eukaryota; Viridiplantae; Streptophyta; Magnoliopsida; Poales; Poaceae. Gene Ontology annotation, cellular component: chloroplast stroma.
GGCGGCGGCGGCGGCGCGGGGAUGGCCUCCAGGAUGGCGCUCUGCCCCCACGACGUCGCGCUCUGCCUCUCCUCCCCGUUCGCCGCCGGCAGCGGGCGCCGCCGCCGCAGCAGCAGCGUCAGGGUCCUCGCCGUCGCGUCGUCCGCUAAGGUUGAGAGUAAGAAGCCGUUUGCUCCUCCAAGAGAGGUGCAUGUCCAGGUUACACAUUCAAUGCCACCUCAGAAGAUGGAAAUAUUCCAGUCUCUUGAUGGUUGGGCUAGAGAUAAUCUCUUGCUACAUCUUAAGCCAGUCGAGAAGUGUUGGCAACCGCAGGAUUUCCUCCCUGAUCCAGCAUCUGAUGGAUUUCAUGAUGAAGUAAAGGAACUCAGAGAACGUGCCAAGGAAAUCCCUGAUGACUAUCUUGUUUGUUUGGUUGGAGACAUGAUUACUGAGGAAGCUCUUCCUACAUACCAGACUAUGCUUAACACCCUUGAUGGUGUCCGAGAUGAAACAGGUGCAAGCCCCACCGCUUGGGCUGUUUGGACAAGAGCAUGGACUGCUGAGGAGAAUAGGCAUGGUGACCUCCUAAACAAGUAUCUCUACCUCACUGGGAGGGUGGACAUGAGACAAAUUGAGAAGACAAUUCAGUAUCUAAUUGGGUCUGGAAUGGAUCCUAGGACAGAGAACAAUCCAUAUCUUGGCUUCAUCUACACCUCCUUCCAAGAGCGUGCGACCUUCAUCUCACAUGGAAAUACUGCUCGCCAUGCCAAGGACUUUGGUGACCUAAAGCUCGCACAGAUCUGUGGUAUCAUUGCCUCAGAUGAGAAGCGGCAUGAGACUGCAUACACCAAGAUUGUUGAGAAGCUGUUCGAGAUUGAUCCAGAUGGCACCGUGCUUGCUCUAGCUGACAUGAUGAGGAAGAAGAUCGCAAUGCCUGCCCACCUGAUGUUUGAUGGGCAAGAUGAGAAGCUGUUUGACCACUUCUCCAUGGUGGCACAAAGGCUUGGUGUUUACACUGCAAGGGACUACGCCGACAUUCUCGAGUUCCUUGUUGGCAGGUGGAAGGUUCCUGAACUGACUGGUCUUUCUGGCGAGGGACAUAAGGCACAGGACUAUCUCUGCACCCUUGCUGGAAGGAUCAGGAAGUUGGACGAGAGGGCCCAAUCUAGAGCCAAGCAAGCCGGUAAGAUGCCCUUUAGCUGGGUAUAUGGAAGGGAAGUGCAGAUGUGAGCACCAACUGCCAUAUCGACUGCUUGCAUUCUAGGUUUCCUGAGUACCGUCUGCCGUCCAUCUAUGUGGAGACUCGUUGUGAUAACGAGGUUCAGGUUUCGCCUCGUUACAUAGUCUGUCAGUGUCGUGCCUUAUAGCGAUAGGGAGAUGUCCGCCUGUGUUUUAGUUUUGUUUUCUUCUCCGAUGUACAACUUCUGCUGGCCGUGUGGACUGGACAUGAAGUGAACAUGCAGUGUGCCUUCCGUGUGCUGUUUGUGUUGUUCAGAUCUGUUGAAGUUUUGUGACCGAGAACUUUGUCAUUCUGAACUCUUCCUUUUUUUCUGGGCGAAAUCUUCCGUGUCAAAUAAUGUAGAGUUCCAACUGAA